UGCGGCCAAUGCCAUGUCUGCUCUCGCCGUCGGCUCACUUCCACACGCCUCCUCUUUCAAGCCUUUGAGGAGGCAGAGGAAACCAGUAUGCAAUGCCGCCAGGGCUGGGCUUGAGAUCGAAGAGUAUCAUGACGAGCAUUUCCGAGCUGCACUGCUGCGGGUUUCUCUUCGUUUACAGGAGACUCUUCGCCCAGAUCCUCUGUUCAUAGACCCGUACAUCGGAUGCCUUUUGCCACCCGACCAUCUUCAAAUGGACAAGAGUCUGGGUGUGCACAGCCACUGCCUUGCGACUAAGUUCAUUGACGACAAAUUGCUCGGCACAAUGGAAAAGAAUGAUGGACCUAUGCAGGUUGUUUUAUUCACAGACGGCAUGGAUACUCGGCCUUACAGGCUUAAUUGGCCUGCUUCAACAAUACUGUUUGAUGUAUCUCCAGAUAGACUAUUCAGGGAAUCAAUCCAGAAACUUGAAGCUUUCGGUGCUAAGGUUCCAAGAAGUUGCUUGUUCCUUCACAUCCCAUCGGAAGCACCAGAUGUUCAACAAGAAUUACGAAGUAAAGGAUUUAGUGGUACCAGGCCAAGUUUGUGGGUUCUCCAGGGACUACCAAUAAUGACAUUGGCUAAUUUUAAAGAUACCUUGAGCAUUGUCAGUAAUUUAACUAUGAAGGGAUGUUUUUUCAUGGGAGAAGUGCCUGGUUGGCUGGUUGGAAGUGAGACCAUGGAGAAGUCGUCAACAAUGAAAUGGAUGGACAAAAUCUUCAUGAGCCAUGGUUUAAGAGUGGAGAUGAUCAAGCAUGAUGAGGUUGCCAGAAGGCUGGGGGAAGAAGUAAGGGUGGAUGAGAAGAAGGAUAUACUUUUUAUGGCGGAGCAACUGCAGUUUUCGGAUGAUCAGAUGGAAAUGUGGAGGAGAGAGUUGCAGAGAAUGGAAGAUGAGGCGGAUGAAGAAGGAUUUGAGGAGCUCUGAAGGAAAGAAGGAAGGAAGUGCAUUCCACUUGCAUUUGUGCCCAUCCAUACGAGUACAUCACUCUAUUUAAUUAUUGCUUCAUAUUGAUAAUAGAUGUGUGUGUGAUCUUUCAUUGUCUGUGUUUCCGUGUGUGUUGGUGUAUAAAUUUAACUACUAAGUCAUCCAUCAAGUAA
Andrographis paniculata is the source of this 1134-nucleotide messenger RNA. RefSeq names its product O-methyltransferase 1, chloroplastic. The record is from RefSeq and is a predicted model, not a curated record. Gene Ontology annotation, biological process: methylation. Gene Ontology annotation, molecular function: methyltransferase activity. Lineage: Eukaryota; Viridiplantae; Streptophyta; Magnoliopsida; Lamiales; Acanthaceae. The transcript has 7 exons. The coding region runs from base 14 to 961 and encodes 315 amino acids.